Contarinia nasturtii (swede midge) is the source of this 5103-nucleotide messenger RNA. RefSeq lists its product as uncharacterized. The record is from RefSeq and is a predicted model, not a curated record. Lineage: Eukaryota; Metazoa; Arthropoda; Insecta; Diptera; Cecidomyiidae. Bases 2355 to 3389 code for a protein of 344 amino acids. The transcript has 8 exons.
GAAUUUAACAAUCGUGAAUAACAUGCGACCACACACUUCGUGUUAAAUUAAAAAAAAGAGAAAUUUCUGCUUUUGUUUUCAAACAACAGACACACAAGCAUUGCAAAUAUAAUUUGUGCAAGCUUUCAUUUUUUUUUCUUGCAACCAUAAAACGAUUCUCGACACGAAAGGACAAUAUGAUACGAUAACACACUUGCCAUAAUAAUUAUUAUUCUAUGUGAAUAGAGCAUUUCUUUGAAAUGAAAAGCCUGAAACGGAAAAGCAAAUAAGAAAAACCGAGAUAGAGAGGGAGAGAGGGAGAGAAAGAGAAGAAAAAAAUGAGAAGAGAAGAAACAUUUCUAUGCAGAAUAUGUGUGUGCAAAUAAAAGUUUAGUGUAAUUGGGAGAUGAAGGAAUACGGCACAUACAAUUUUAACGACAAUAAACUUGCAACAUAAACUAUUUUGAUUUGGUUAAAUGACUUUUUGUUUACAAACAUCGCACAGCAUUCCGUUUAGAUUCAUUGAAUAAGAAAGACGCAACGACAACAAGAUAAAAUACAUAAACAUAACAUUGUAAAUAUAAAUGCAUUAACUGACUGCCGACAUUUUUUUUAACGCAGAAAAACAUUCAUAAUGUGAAAUUAAUCUUAUCAAAUAAUUAAAAGUGCUCUCGCACCAAGUGCCAAUCAAAAUAAAAUAUAAAAGAAAUUGCAUUCAUGCGCGGCGACAAACGAAUUUAAUAUUUAUAAACCGUCUACCGUUGUGUUAUUAUCGUCGUAUAUAAAUAUAUAUUAAUAAGGAUUAUAGUUUGUUGUUGUUGAUGGUAUUCUCUUUUUUGCAAGCAACGCAUCGAUAUGUUUUAAAUUGCACUCUGUGGCGCCAUCGAAUGUAAAUCGAUGCUAUUUUUUUCUUUCAAAAAGCAAAGUGUUAUCGCUGGUUUGUUUUUUUUUUUUGUCCACCGGUGUUAGUGUGUAUUGUGAUUUCCCGUCGAUUUGUCUAGCGCAUACUAUAAUAUCUAUCGAUUUUUUUUAAAUAGUGAAUUUAACGCCAUAUAAAAUUACUGUGAUUAUUAACAAUUUAUGACGCUGAUUUAAAAAUCAAUUUCAUUGCAAUGCCCAUUUUCGCGACUUGGUAUCGAAAAAUGCAAUGCCCGGCACGAUGGGCCUUUAAUUCUUGACCCGGUGAUUUUUAUGUGAGCUUAUGCCAUGUGCUUCGGUACAAGUAAUUACUUAUCAAUGUCUAUGAGCUGAGCAAAAUCGUCCAUGUUUUAUUUUAUUUUUUUCACAAAGCGAUUAGUCAAUCAACACAGUAAUAAACUCAAUUUUGAUAAACUAUAUUUUGUGUUUGUGUGUGCAUGUGAAUAGAGUGAUGUUCUACGACAUUUGAAAGUGCAAAAGAGAAAGAAACAAAUGAAAUUUACUUCCUGUCACGGAAUUUUCGAAAGAACCGCAUUUCACAUAAAUUUCAUCGCAUUGUAUGCUGACCACACAUAGUAUGACAUAAAUAAAAAUUGUGUAGAAAUUGGCGACGACGAUCGGCGCAUAAAAGAAAAUGAAAUAACGCAAAGUGAAAUUCUCAUGCCAAUACAUGGAAACAGUGACAAAAUAAUGAACUUAUAAUCGCAUUGAAUGAGUCAUAAUCCCGCACACCCAAUUCGUAUUUGAUAUGAAGCAUUAAGCUUACAUCUUGUACGGUAUGUGAUCAUUUGUGAAUUGGCCGCGCGAGAGAGUUUCGAUGACAACAGGACACGGUAUUACUUAAACAAAGUAAACAUCAUAUCAAACUUAAUUAAACAAUUUACACAAAAAGCGAGUAAGAGAGAAGCUAUUGUCGUUAAUUUUUAUCGUCUUAUACUCCCGUUGUAAAAUAAAACAGUAUAAAAGAUACUGGUGUGCAACGAAUUGACGGCACAGAUUGAAAGAGAACAAACAAUCCAUGCGACGAACACAACAGAUGCAUUUCAACCGAGUGAAGAAAAAAAUGGAUGUGUUUUUAUAUUUAUAAUCUGGUAUUAUCGUGCGGUAUUUGUCAAUUAUUUUAUCGUAAAUCCAUUUCGGGAAGCAAUAGCCACCAACACGCCGAUUCAACCACACCGACCCCAACACAAUAAAAGGCAGUGCGUCACAAGCACGGAAAAAAUCAACAAAAAUAUUUUUUAUUACAUUUACUCUUGCAAUACCACUUCAAUACAGCAACGAUUCAAAUAGAAAACACAAUAUUUUAAUCGAACAUGAAUAUUUAUGUAUUCACUUAAAUUGGAUAAUGUCGUUUUAUUGUUCAACGACAACAUCAUUAACGGAUAUUCUAUAUAGCUGAAAAACUGCAUCCGCAACGCGCAGCAGAACUACCAUAUUUGACAUAAGGAAUAAGCAAAAUGUUCUCCAGAGUGCCAAUAAACCCCACUUCAGAAUUAAUACCGACAGCCACAGAUCCACAUGUACCUUCACUGGCAUCCACUACAAAUGCUGCUGUUACAUCCGACGAUCAUCUAGAAUGGUGGUCGAAUGCUAUUGAAGAGGAUUCAUUUUAUUCAUCGUUACCAUUUGAUGCUAGCGAAAGCGGUUUAUGGAAUGGUCGAUUUGUACCACCACCGCCACGACCACCCUUUUGGGAUGAUACAGUCAAACAGGAUGGCAUAACAACAUGUGAUUUAUGUACUUGGGCAUUACAGGAUCGAAACGCUUUUAGUAUUGAUGGUACAAUAAGUGAAGCAGCGGGAGAACUAGGAUGGACUUUUACGUUAAUUAUAGUAUCGAUAAUAUCAGCUCUGUUAGGUGCUAUCAUCAUGGUCAUAGUCCUUAGGUGUAAAAGAAUAAACAGCCCAAAUACAAACGGUUCACGCAAAUUACCCUCCUGGUGGAGUCGCGUUAAUCGUUCCAAUAUGUCAGCGGACGCAGCACGAAAUAUAACAAUUAAGCAAACAGUAGAUAAUAUACGGCCGGGUUCACAUGUGAAUAGUAAUUCAGGUGUUUGGACAUGGUUGAGUACACGACGUCCAUCGUCCAGUCCAAUUGAUCAGAUAGGCGCAUCAUCUGGUUCGCCUGUUGAAAAUCACUAUACACAUAUGAUGGACGAUGCAUACAGUCCAGAACCAACCGAUGAAGCAUUGUACGCUGAAUUAGAUCGUGAAUCAAUUCGUAGCGGCAAUCCAUCAUACCAAAAUACGGCGUAUUCGCAAUUCGGCGAACAUGAUAUGCCAAUUGUAUCAUCAGCACCAUCUUCAGCAUACUAUUCGGAUCUAUCGACGACCGGGAAUAAUGUGGGCGAUCGAUGCUACGAAGUGGUUGGCAUGACACAUUUAUCAGCACCAAUGCCACACUGGGAAUGCUCCGAUACAAAUUCAAAUGGACGACGACCACCACGAUUAGCCGCAAUCAAUGAAUCAAGCGUACCAUCCGAUUAUGUAUAAGAUGGCAAGGUAUAUGUGUUUGUGUGUGUUUGUAACCAAAAUAUGGUACGAGAUGCAAUAUUUCUGUGGAACACAAUUAGCCCCAUAGAUAAUCUUCAUGAUUUAGAUUUCGAAAAGAAAACACACACACAUUUACUUUAAACUAUUCUGUCAUUUCUAAUGAAUUUAAUCGACGAGCUUACUUAUUUUACAGAACUUUUUUUACAAAUAAGCGAAAUAUAGACACACAAAUAAGGUUUAAACAAAUGAAAACAAACAAAAAAAAAUUCGAUGAAAAUGUGACGCGAGAAAAUAAAAAAAUAUAGUGAAAAUGUGAUAAUGUUCAACAAGUUAGCAUAGUGAACAUAUUGAUGAAGAAGAAAAAACAAUUUCGAUCAAGAUCGUUGAUCUUGUAAAUUCCAGUAUAUAAUUUUCCGAAACUGCAAUCGAAGAAAAUAAAUACACACACACAAAAAACAUGCAUUUAAAACAGACAAACUAAAAGACAAGUGGCAUAACGUCGAAGCAUUUAGGUAAAAUGAGCUUAAAACAAAUACUAUAUGUAUAGAUAUAUUUUCGAGAAGGAACAAAGAGAAAAAAUGCAGUGGGAGAAAAAAAGAUGUAUUUUAUAUAAUAAAAACACAAAUAAUACAAAGCCAUAUAAUAUGUUCAUCACUUUUUUCUCGUCUUGCUCUUUUGAUGCGAUCAAUAAAAUACAAUGUUACAACGAACAGAGUGUAGUAGAAAAAAGUUUUAAGAAGAAGAAGAAAAAAAAAACGAAUCACUGAAGACGAUGGCGACGGCAGAAAAUUCCAAAUUAAAUGCCAUGAGACAAAACAGAAAAUCUAUUUAAUUUAUUAACCCAAUUAAAUUAAAUGAAUUCAUGUAAAAAUAACAGAGAUAAUAGCUAAAAAAGUACACACUCCACACGAAACUCAUUAUGCAAUUUAUAAUCGAAACAAAGUCGUUUGUUGUUCUUGUUCCCAUUUGUUUCUAUAUUCUUUCAUUAUUUGCUGUCAUUCCAUCGUUAUGACAAUGAUUUAUUUGAUCUUGGUUUUGAUUUGACAGAUUUUCGCUACAUAGUCCAAUAUGAAUGGUAAUAUUCAACUAUUCACACAAAUCAUAACUAACCUCAAUAUGAACAAAAAUUGACAUAAAACUGGAUUUAUCCGAAGUCUCAACCGUUUUUGGGAUAAAUUUUAGUUCAGAUUUUUUCUGCUCAAAUAUUUAAGUGCUCAACAUAUAUCCCUUUGGCAUUUGAGCGGAAAAAAUGCAUACUAAAAUUUAUCCCAAAACGGUUGAGACUUCGGAUAAAUUGAGUUUUAUGUCAAUUUUUGUUCAUAUUGAGGUUAGUUGUCAUUUGUGUGUUUGAUUAAGCGAUAUAAUUGCACCGCUAUAAAAAUCAAAAUCAAUUUCAAAACCAUUAGUCAUUGAAUGAAACACCAUGAAGACAAAAAAUCCAAUGCGAUGAAAGAAAAAAAAACACGAACGGACAACAAACAAGCAAAAUGAUAUGAUGUAUACAAAUUGUACAAAACAUUCCAUAAAACAUUAUCGAUAGGGCACAACAUAAAAUGUCCUAAUGCGUGAAAUGAAAAAAAAAUCUCGAUUAGAACACAAAAUGCCAACCUAGAUUUAAGCAAAAUCAACUGUUAAUUCCAUAUCGAAAUUGACCGAAAUCAAUAAAUGGAUAAAAGAAAAAUGUUUUGUAAAAUCUUUGGAUGAAAAAACAAAG